Messenger RNA from Corylus avellana, 1091 nucleotides. The record is from RefSeq and is a predicted model, not a curated record. NCBI's taxonomy places the organism in Eukaryota, Viridiplantae, Streptophyta, Magnoliopsida, Fagales, Betulaceae.
UCGCCAAAAGAUCCAUUUGAGCCUGUGAAGAAAAAUCCUCUUCUGAGACAAGAAAUGGUACUGUGAAAAUGGCUACCACAGCCAAAUUUCUUCGUCCAAUUACGCAAUCUCUCGCUGCGAUAACCUCUUCUUAUCCCCCAAUCUCUCAUUCAAGAAAAUUCUUUUAUGCCAAAUUCGAACCUUUAAAGACGUUAAUAAAGGACCUUGAACCUGCUCUUCGCAACCCUGCCUCCUCGACAUUUCAGCGUAGUAGAUUAAUUACGCAAAGAAAGUAUUUCCGUUUUUCAGGGAGUAAACUAAGCAUUGGAAGCAUAUUUGUUGUGUCAGUUGUGCUCGGAUCAAAAACCGCUUGGCCUCAUGUUGCUUGUGCUAUGGAUUGUCAUGAUAUUUUGCUGGAUGAUCGCCAGUUGUUGGAUGCUUCAGAUGAGGAAGAAGAUCCAAAGGCCUUCUGGAUGUUUGCAAGGAAAUUGUGGCUACCUGUUUUUUUCUUUCUUACCGUGUUGACUAACUUGGAUCAUCCAAUUGCACUAAUUGCAAUUAAAAUUACUCUAUUACUACUCAGCACAAAUCCCAGUCCUCUCUCAGUCUAUGCAUUUGUUGAUCAGUUAUGUCAUCAAUCUAUGCGCCAAGAACCUCACUUAUACAAAAUAAAGUCAUUAUAUGCCAAAAGAGUUGAAGUCCAAGACUAUAAGCUUCUCUGCGUUGCUAGAGUCGAACUAAAAGAAGAAAUGAUCACUUUGGUUGGAAUUCUAGGUGGUUGGUGGCCUUUGCCGACGCUAUUUGGUCAGGGAGCGUUUUCUGUGAUUAGAAAUGGAGCUUUGAAGCAUUGAUGAGAAGACAACCCAAGAAGCAAAUUUAAUUCUAGUUUAAUUUAACUCCUCCACAGAUGUGAGAAUGCUUCAGGAGGGUAGUACCGUCCAACAAAAGCCAUGUCUUUUGUUUCUCUUGCCUUAUAUAUAUAUAUAUAUAUAUAUAUAUAGGACUAAAUACUAAUUGUAAUUUUCAUUUUAAAGAAAAUUAAUUAUUGGAUCAAAGGAAAGUCGGUCUUUUAUGACAUUUGAAAUUAUCUCUUAUAAGGCAUGUUUCUAACU